AUGGCUCUAAUGGUUCACCUGAAGACGGUCGCCCACCUUCGGGGGAAAGGUGAAAGGAUCGCCAAAGUUACAUUCAGAGGUCUGUCCUUCUACAGCCAAGUAGCAGAGAACCGUGAGGAGGUGGCUCACUUUAAUGAGACAUUUCGGUGGCCAAUUGCCAGCAGGCUGGAUGGAAACGAGAUGCUGGAGAUCCAAGUGUACAAUUACAGCAAAGUCUUUUCCAACAGACUGGUGGGGACUUUCUGCAUGGUACUUCAGAAGGUGGCUGAGGAAGGACACCUAGAGCUGACUGACACACUCAUCGACGAUAACAACACAUCAAUAAAGACCAGCAUUACCAUUGAAAUCAGAUACCAGCCAAUGGAUGGCACAGUGGGUGUGUGGAGUGACGGGGAGUUUCUGGAUGUUCCUGAUGACCGUGAUGGGAUAUUUGCUUUUGAGACAGACAGCUUGCUGUCAGGUCAGAGCCACACAUCAGGGACAUCUCCUGGACGUUCUUUACAGGGAUCCAUACCGACCUUCAGAAACUGUGUUUUCUCGGGGGACUGCUCCGUGUUUGUCAGCUCUGCUGCCGAGUUUUGUGGUGGUUUGCACCCAGACAAUGACGACAUGAAGACAUGCCUCUUGGGAGCAGGGAAGGGAGUUUUCUCAGCCAUGAAGCUCGGAAAGAUCAAGAGCUCAAAAGACGAUCACAAGAAAGGAGAUGAGCCGGCAGUCCUGGACAUGGAGGACCUGGACAAGAAGGCGAUGCGUCUUGCAGGAGUGCUGGAUCCAGACACCAUCUCUCUGGCCUCUGUCACCGCCGUCACCACAAAUGUCUCCAAUAAGAGGUCAAAGCCAGAUAUCAAGAUGGAACCAAGCUCUGGACGACCAGUGGAUUAUCAGAUUAGCAUCACAGUGAUCGAGGCCCGGCAGCUGCUAGGCCUCAACAUGGACCCUGUGGUGUGUGUAGAGAUUGGGGAUGACAAGAAGUACACGUCCAUGAAGGAAUCCACCAAUUGUCCGUACUACAAUGAGUAUUUUGUCUUUGACUUCCACGUCCCUCCUGAUGUCAUGUUUGACAAAAUCAUAAAGCUUUCGGUUAUUCACUCUAAAAACCUUCUUCGGAGUGGUACCUUGGUGGGAACCUUCAAAAUGGAUGUUGGGACUGUCUACUCUCAGCCUGAACACCAGUUCUACCACAAAUGGGCCAUCCUGUCUGAUCCUGAUGACAUCACAGCGGCAUGUAAAGGAUACAUUAAGUGCGACAUUGCUGUGGUCGGGAAGGGCGACAACAUUAAGACACCACACAAGGCCAAUGAGACAGAUGAAGAUGACCUAGAGGGGAACCUUCUUCUCCCAGAGGGCAUCCCAGCAGAGCGGCAGUGGGCAAGGAUUUAUGUGAAGAUCUACCGCGCAGAGGGCCUUCCUAAAAUGAACACCAGCAUCAUGGCUAAUGUGAAGAAGGCCUUUAUUGGAGAGAACAGAGACCUGGUCGACCCCUACGUUCAAGUGCAAUUUGCUGGGCAGAAAGGGAAGACUUCAGUCCAGAAGAGCAGUUAUGAACCAAUCUGGAACGAGCAAGUCGUCUUCACAGAGCUUUUCCCUCCUCUCUGCAAACGGCUGAAGGUCCAGAUAAGAGACUCCGAUAAGGUCAACGAUGUUGCCAUAGGAACCCACUUUAUUGACCUACGCAAGAUAUCCAAUGAUGGUGACAAAGGGUUCCUGCCCACUCUGGGUCCAGCCUGGGUCAACAUGUACGGCUCCACCCGCCAGUACACUCUCAUGGAUGAGCAUCAGGACCUGAAUGACGGACUUGGAGAAGGUGUGUCCUUCAGAGCCCGUCUACUGCUCUCCGUUGCUGUGGAGAUCCUGGACACCACUUCCCCAGAGAUUAUAAGCUCCACUGAGGUGCAGGUGGACUCUGUCUCCAACAUCUCAGAGAGCGCCACAGGGAAAAUAGAGGAGUUCUUCCUCUUUGGUUCCUUUCUGGAGGCCACCAUGAUUGACAGGAAGAUUGGUGACAAGCCAAUUACUUUUGAAAUCACAAUCGGUAACUAUGGCAACCAAAUAGAUGGCGUAAGCAAGCCAUCAUCAGCAAAGAAAAAGAAGAAAGAUGGAGAAAAUGAAGAGGAGGAGAGCGAGCUCAUCCAGAACUCCAGUGAGGAUGAAGCAGACGAGGACGGGGACCUGGUCUCGGUCUCCUCCACUCCUCUCAUGAGACCUGUCAUCACUGACAGGAAUUACUUCCAUCUUCCCUACUUUGAAAAGAAGCCAUGUGUCUACAUCAAGAGCUGGUGGCAGGACCAAAGAAGAAGACUUUACAACUCCAACAUGAUGGACAAGAUCGCUGAUAAGCUGGAAGAGGGUUUGAAUGAUGUUCAGGAGGUCAUUAAGACAGAGAAGGCCUUUCCAGAGCGUCGACUCAGGGGAGUGGUGGAGGAGCUCAGCAUUGGCUGCAGUCGGUUUGUGACUCUUGCUAACAAGGAUUUGAACCAGGCAGGCAGAACCAAGCUGGAUCGAGAACGGCUCAAGUCCUGCAUGAGAGAGCUGGACAGCAUGGGUCAGCAAGCCAGGCAGAUUCGGACGCAGGUGAAGAAAAACACAGUCAGAGACAAACUCAAACUGGUGCAAAACUUCCUGCAGAGGCUCCGCUUCCUUGCUGAUGAGCCACAGCACAGUAUCCCAGAUGUUUUUGUCUGGAUGAUGAGCAACAACAAGCGCAUUGCUUAUGCCCGGAUUCCUUCCAAAGAUAUCCUGUACUCCAUAGUGGAUGAGGAAACAGGAAAGGACUGUGGUAAAGUCAAAGCUGUCUUUCUCAAGCUGCCUGGUAAAAAGGGCUUUGGUCAUGCAGGCUGGACCGUUCAGGCUAAGCUGGAGUUGUAUCUGUGGCUGGGCCUGAACAAGCAAAGGAAGGACUUCCUUAAUGGUCUGCCUAAUGGUUUUGAAGAGGUCAAAGCUGCUAAAAUGAGCCCUGGUCUUCAGUCUGUCCCCCCUGUCAGCCUUGUCUAUGACAUGAAGCAAGUCUUCCAACUGAGAGCGCACAUGUACCAGGCCCGCAGUCUCUUUGCAGCUGACAGCAGUGGCCUUUCAGACCCCUUUGCAAGGGUCUUCUUCUCUACGCACAGCCAGGUCACUGAGGUUCUGAGCGAGACUCUCUGCCCCACAUGGGACCAGCUGCUGGUGUUUGAUGAUGUGGAGCUGUUUGGGGAGGCCAGCGAGCUAAGAGACGAUCCACCAAUAAUUGUAGUUGAAAUCUAUGACCAGGACACGGUGGGCAAGGCAGAGUUCAUAGGUCGGACGUUUGCAAAGCCCACCAUCAAGAUGUGUGAUGAGCACUAUGGCCCUCCGAGGUUCCCGCCACAGUUGGAGUACUACCAGAUUUACAGAGGGAACUGCACUGCCGGGGAACUGCUGGCUGCCUUUGAGCUGCUACAGAUUGGUCAAGGAGGGAGAGCUGACCUUCCUCCCAUUGAGGGACAGACAGACUCAGAGCGUGGACCGAUUCUCCCUGUGCCACUGGGCAUCCGGCCCAUCCUGAGUCGCUACCGCAUAGAGGUUUUGUUUUGGGGCUUAAGGGACCUAAAGAGGAUUAACUUGGCCCAGGUGGAUCGUCCCCGUGUGGAUAUCGAGUGUGCAGGUAGAGGUGUUCAAUCUGCCCUCAUCCAGAACUACAAGAAAAACCCCAAUUUCAGCACUCUGGUCAAGUGGUUUGAGGUGGACUUGCCAGAGAAUGAGCUUCUACACCCUCCACUUAAUAUCCGAGUGGUAGACUGCCGUGCAUUUGGCCGUUACAUCCUGGUUGGGUCCCAUGCUGUCAGCAGCCUGAGGCGUUUCAUCUACAGUGCCCCAGACAAGACCUCCAGCAACUGGGCCACAGCAGGUGACAUCAUGGUCAACAUGGACUCAGAGGCUGGGGUCCGAAAAAUGGACACAGUUGUCAAGUUAGAUGCUACGUCUGACGCUGUAGUAAAAGUUGACAUGACUGAAGAAGAGAGCGAUAAAGACAAGAAGAAGAAGAAGAAGAAGAAGAAGGGAGGGGUGGAAGAAGAAGAAGAGACAGAUGAGAGUGUACUGGACUGGUGGUCCAAAUAUUUUGCUUCUAUCGAGACACUGAAGGAGACCCUCAGAGCCCAGGAGGCGGCUCAGGCAGAGGCGGAGGAGAGAGAAGACCUGGAGAUAGCAGCAGAAGCAGCAGGUAUUGAACAACAAAUCAACCGGGCUGCCUGCCAGCAAGCCGAUAUGUCUGUGUACAACAAGGAGCUGGAGAGUGAGUAUGGUGACUUUGAGGACUGGCUUCACACUUUCAACCUCUACAGAGGAAAAGCUGGGGAUGCCGAUGAACAGGCUAUGGAUGAUGACAGAAUUGUUGGAAGAUACAAGGGAUCCUUAUGUAUGUACAAACUACCCCUGUCAGAGGAGAUCACAAGAGAGGCAGGAUUUGAUCCUAACAUGGGCAUGUUCCAGAGCAUUCCUCAUAACGAUCCAAUCAAUGUCCUCGUUCGUGUCUAUGUGGUCAGGGCCACAGAUCUUCAUCCUGCUGAUAUCAAUGGAAAGGCUGAUCCGUACGUUGUCAUCAAGCUGGGCAAGUCAGAGGUCAAGGACAAAGAGAACUACAUCUCCAAACAACUCAAUCCUGUGUUUGGCAAAUCAUUUGACAUUGAAGCUACGUUCCCCAUGGAGUCCAUGCUAACAGUGUCUGUGUAUGACUGGGACCUGGUGGGCACAGAUGACCUGAUUGGAGAGACAAAGAUUGAUCUGGAGAAUCGUUUCUACAGCAAAUACAGAGCUACCUGUGGCAUUUCAUCCAACUACUCUGUCCAUGGGUACAAUGUCUGGCGUGAUCCUAUGAAGCCCACUCAGGUCUUGGCGAAACUGUGUAAGGACGGCAAGAUUGAUGGACCUCAUUAUGGUCCUGGAGGAAAAGUGAAGGUGGCAAGCCGCAUCUUCACAGGGCCAACAGAAAUCGAGGAUGAAAACGGUAAGGAAAAGCAAACCGAAGAGCAUUUAGCUUUGACGGUGCUGAACCACUGGGAGGAGAUCCCACGGGUGGGUUGCAAACUGGUACCUGAACACGUGGAGACCAGACCUCUGCUGAACCCUGACAAACCUGGCAUCGAACAGGGGCGCAUUGAGAUGUGGGUGGAUAUGUUUCCUAUGGACAUGCCUGCACCUGGACCUGCAAUUGACAUAUCACCACGGAAACCAAAGAGAUAUGAGCUCAGGGUGAUUAUUUGGAAUACAGACGAAGUAAUACUGGAGGACGAUGAUUACUUCACUGGGGAAAAGUCCAGUGACAUAUUUGUCAGGGGGUGGCUGAAAGGGCAGCAAGAGGACAAACAGGACACAGAUGUGCAUUACCACUCCUUGACUGGUGAGGGAAACUUCAACUGGCGCUUCGUCUACCCCUUUGAUUACCUCAUGGCUGAGGAGAAGAUCGUCAUCUCUAAGAAAGAGUCCAUGUUUUCCUGGGAUGAGACUGAAUACAAGAUUCCACCUCGUCUCACUCUGCAGGUCUGGGAUGCGGACCACUUCUCUGCUGAUGACUUCCUGGGUGCAAUUGAGUUGGACCUAAACCGGUUCCCUCGUGGUGCAAAGACAGCCAAGCAGUGCUCUAUUGACAUGAUCCGGAACGAGCAGGAGCUGCCAACCAUCUCCAUCUUCAAACAAAAAAGGGUCAAGGGAUGGUGGCCUUUCGUGGCCCGUGAUGAGAAUGAUGAGAUGGAGCUCACGGGUAAGGUUGAAGCUGAGCUCCAUCUGGUCACAGCAGAGGAAGCAGAGAAAAGUCCUGUAGGACUGGGACGAAAUGAGCCGGAUCCGCUGGAGAAACCAAACCGCCCAGACACCACCUUCCUGUGGUUCCUGAGCCCGCUGAAAGCCAUCCGCUACCUGGUGUGCAACCGUUACAAGUGGCUGAUCAUAAAGAUCGUGCUGGCCCUGCUGCUGCUGAUCAUGCUGGGCCUCUUCCUCUACAGCAUGCCGGGCUACCUUGUCAAGAAACUAUUGGGAGCCUGA
Messenger RNA from Scomber japonicus (chub mackerel), 5994 nucleotides. RefSeq names its product otoferlin a (gene otofa). Gene Ontology annotation, biological process: plasma membrane organization; synaptic vesicle priming. The record is from RefSeq and is a predicted model, not a curated record. The coding region runs from base 1 to 5994 and encodes 1997 amino acids. The transcript has 47 exons. NCBI's taxonomy places the organism in Eukaryota, Metazoa, Chordata, Actinopteri, Scombriformes, Scombridae. Gene Ontology annotation, cellular component: presynaptic active zone membrane; synaptic vesicle membrane. Gene Ontology annotation, molecular function: AP-2 adaptor complex binding; calcium ion binding.